This is a messenger RNA of Fukomys damarensis (Damara mole-rat), 3253 nucleotides long. RefSeq names its product solute carrier family 9 member A7 (gene Slc9a7). The transcript is spliced from 16 exons. Gene Ontology annotation, biological process: proton transmembrane transport; regulation of pH; sodium ion transport. Gene Ontology annotation, molecular function: sodium:proton antiporter activity. The record is from RefSeq and is a predicted model, not a curated record. Lineage: Eukaryota; Metazoa; Chordata; Mammalia; Rodentia; Bathyergidae. Gene Ontology annotation, cellular component: recycling endosome; membrane. The coding region runs from base 88 to 2049 and encodes 653 amino acids.
CCGCUGCUCCCGCUGCUCCUGGGUCGGGGGCUGCGUGCAGGGGCCGCGGCCUCCUCUGCUAGGGCGGCGGCCGAGGACAGUAGCGCCAUGGAGGAGCUCGCAACUGAGAAGGAGGCGGAGGAGAGCCACCGGCAGGACAGCGUGAGCCUGCUCACCUUCAUCCUGCUGCUCACCCUCACCAUCCUCACCAUCUGGCUGUUCAAGCACCGCCGGGUGCGCUUCCUGCACGAGACCGGACUGGCCAUGAUCUACGGGCUCAUCGUUGGGGUGAUCUUGAGGUAUGGCACUCCUGCCACCAGUGGCCGUGACAAGUCACUCAGCUGUACUCAGGAAGACAGGGCCUUCAGCACCUUAUUGGUGAAUGUCAGUGGGAAGUUCUUUGAAUACACCCUGAAAGGAGAAAUCAGCCCUGGCAAGCUCAACAGUGUAGAGCAGAAUGAUAUGCUGCGGAAGGUAACAUUCGACCCAGAGGUGUUUUUCAACAUUUUGUUGCCUCCGAUUAUUUUCCAUGCUGGAUACAGUUUAAAGAAGAGACACUUUUUCAGAAAUCUUGGAUCUAUUCUGGCCUAUGCCUUCCUGGGGACUGCUGUUUCUUGCUUCAUUAUUGGAAAUCUCAUGUAUGGUGUGGUGAAGCUCAUGAAGAUUGUGGGGCAGCUCUCUGAUAAAUUUUACUACACAGAUUGUCUCUUUUUUGGAGCAAUCAUCUCUGCUACGGACCCAGUGACUGUGCUGGCUAUAUUUAAUGAACUGCACGCAGAUGUGGAUCUUUAUGCACUUCUGUUUGGAGAGAGCGUCCUAAAUGAUGCUGUUGCCAUUGUACUGUCCUCGUCUAUUGUUGCCUACCAACCAGCAGGGUUGAACACACAUGCUUUUGAUGCAGCUGCCUUUUUUAAGUCAGUUGGCAUUUUUCUAGGUAUAUUUAGUGGCUCCUUUACCAUGGGAUCUGUGACUGGUGUUGUGACUGCUCUGGUGACCAAAUUUACCAAGCUGCACUGCUUCCCCCUGCUAGAGACAGCACUCUUCUUCCUGAUGUCCUGGAGCACGUUUCUCUUGGCAGAAGCGUGUGGAUUCACAGGUGUUGUAGCUGUCCUUUUCUGUGGAAUCACACAAGCUCAUUAUACCUACAACAAUCUAUCAGUAGAAUCAAGAAGUCGCACCAAACAGCUGUUUGAGGUGCUGCACUUCCUGGCAGAGAAUUUCAUCUUCUCCUACAUGGGCCUGGCGCUGUUUACCUUCCAGAAGCAUGUCUUCAGCCCCAUCUUCAUCAUUGGCGCUUUUGUUGCCAUCUUCCUGGGCAGAGCUGCGCAUAUCUACCCGCUCUCCUUCUUCCUCAACUUGGGCAGAAGACAUAAGAUUGGCUGGAAUUUUCAACACAUGAUGAUGUUUUCAGGGCUCAGGGGGGCGAUGGCAUUUGCAUUGGCCAUCCGGGACACAGCAUCCUACGCUCGCCAGAUGAUGUUCACAACCACUCUCCUCAUCGUUUUCUUCACUGUCUGGAUCAUCGGUGGAGGCACGACACCCAUGUUGUCAUGGCUUAAUAUAAGAGUUGGUGUUGACCCAGAUCAAGACCCACCGCCUAACAACGACAGCUUUCAAGUCUUACAAGGGGAUGGCCCAGAUUCUGUUGGAGGAAACCGGACAAAGCAGGAGAGUGCGUGGAUAUUCAGGCUAUGGUACAGCUUUGACCACAAUUACUUGAAACCCACUCUUACACACAGCGGCCCCCCACUAACCACCACUCUCCCUUCCUGGUGUGGCUUGCUAGCUCGAUGUCUGACCAGUCCCCAGGUGUAUGACAACCAAGAACCACUGAGAGAGGAAGACUCUGAUUUCAUCCUAACUGAGGGUGACCUCACCUUGACCUAUGGAGACAGCACAGUUACAGCGAAUGGCUCCUCGGGCUCCCACACAGCGUCCACAAGUCUUGAGGGUGGUCGGAGAACAAAGAGCAGCGCUGAGGAAAUGCUGGAGCGAGACCUGGGAAUGGGAGACCAGAAGGUUUCCAGCCGGGGAACCCCCCUUGUGUUCCCUCUGCAGGAAAAUGCGUGACUUUCCCCUAAACUCAGAAGCAGUGGGGUCAGCCUCUGGGGGGAGGGGUUGAGGAUGGCUGCAACCCCAGUGUUGUUUGAUUGGAUUGAAGUAACCUUCUAUUUUAUCAGGGUCUGAAGCUAUCUUAACACUGAAAAUUUAACCCAAGAAGCAGACAGUGAAGAUAAAGUGUCAGACCUAUUCCCACUUUUUCACAUAGUAGUGCGCUGUUUCGGAGUUAAGCAAACAAAAACAUAGCAUGCUUUAAUGGUCUCUUAAUUCAUCAGCCUGCAACAUCUGUCCAAGGUGAGGCAGGUAUUGAGGAUUCUGCCCAGGACAGGCUUCAGCCCCCUACUCAGCAGUGCCCAUCUGGCUGGCUGGAGGAAUGCCAAGUGAAGGGGAACAUUCUAGAAGAGAGACCAUGAAGGAAGGCAAUUGAGUUCGGAUCGCUGUGAUACUAGUGUAAAGCGGGACAGAAAAGGCUGUUUGAGUGGAGGCUCUGGCAGUGAAGGGAAGGCUGCACAACUGCAUCCUUCUAUCUGGACUCCCGAGUCUCUGCUACAUGUGCUUCUUCUGGACUGAAGAGUAGAAAACAUAUCUGUGAACAUUUCAAUAUGGGGGGGAGAAGUACAGUUCCUUCUCUGGAAAUCUCCAUAAGGAAGAAGUUAUGAAAUGUUUAAAACCAAAGGCAAAUAGUGUUGCACUGUUGUUUUGUAAACUAGUCUGAAGACAGGAGCUGUUUAGAAACAUAAUAUCACUGCAGAAAUCACUCACCUUUUGAAGGCUAACAUGCGAGCUGACUGGGGAGUAUUAGUAGCAUUGAGUUAUCUACUGAGGAGGUACAGAUGACACCAACAUUUGUAAGAUGCUUACAUCUGAGGAAAAGAAGGCGACAAGAAACUGAAGAGGCAAUAAGCUAGUAUUCAGAGGGGAAAAACUCAUUGAAAAAUCACCUGCAAAGAAAAUAUAAUUUAGGAGUCUCAAAACUGGGUCAAACUUUGAUUCCAAACUUUGAGCUGAUGUAUGUGUGUGAUUUCAGUGGCCACACAUGGAGCUGGAGGCAAGGCAGUGGACCAUUAAACAUUAUCUGACCCAGUAGAAAGUUGUAUCUUCUGUAAGAUUAGGACUCCACAUGUUUUGAUACCAAGUGCCACACAGCGAGGAGUCAUUUUCUUCGUAUCUGGGGAGGCUCUUGAAGUACCUUGAUGUGUAGAUGUGGUUUGAA